Messenger RNA from Dicrocoelium dendriticum, 677 nucleotides. NCBI's taxonomy places the organism in Eukaryota, Metazoa, Platyhelminthes, Trematoda, Plagiorchiida, Dicrocoeliidae. The record is from the annotation of a GenBank genome assembly.
GCUUUCGAAUUCCAUCCAGCUCUUUUGCUUAUCUGGUCUACUCUCGGCUUUUGAUACACCUUUGCUGCCUAAUGCACUCCAAUCUUCAAUCAGCUAGCUGUCGGCCAUACACAAUCAGUCCGACGACUACCUGUCCUGAGCGAUAUCAUCUGUACCAAAAUGUGAACGCGCAUGUGUUGGAUAACUCAUCGGGGGCACAUCCUCAUCACCAACAUCAAUCUUCAUCACUACAGCAUCCGCACCAUGGUGUUUAUCAAUCUACAUUAUCGAAUGGUGUUGAUAAUCAGCCCGCUGUUUGGCCGCUUCGUCAAGAUUCACGGGUGCAGUCUGAUCCUCGUUGGCAUGCACCACAUUUGUAUGUGACACCAAGUGCCGUUCCUUCGAUUGGGCACCCUGUUGCCACACAUCCACCACCGACCAUUGCCCCCAGGACCGGAUUGUAUAGACACCCUACUAUUGUAUCAUACUCCCAGCCCACAGUUAUCUCAGACCACAUUUCAACUUCAUCUGGUGGGACCCACUCGAAUCCCACUGUCUUAUCUCAGAAUGGUCAUCCCGAACAGCGGGCACAAGCCACACACUUAUACUCCUCCCCGCAGCGGGAUGCCAUUGGUCGAUCGGGUACACGGUGCGUUUACUCGUGCUUCCCGAUUUUUGACUGCAAUAUACGAACGUAA